Molecule: messenger RNA, 3410 nt
Organism: Galeopterus variegatus (Sunda flying lemur)
Lineage: Eukaryota; Metazoa; Chordata; Mammalia; Dermoptera; Cynocephalidae
Product: choline transporter-like protein 1
Exons: 5
Coding region: 1-627 (208 amino acids)
Biological process (GO): choline transport; transmembrane transport
Cellular component (GO): plasma membrane
Molecular function (GO): choline transmembrane transporter activity
Source: RefSeq, a predicted model, not a curated record
AUGACAACAGAGAAGAAAGUCACCAAGGAGACGUGGAUGUUCCAGAUAAAACAGCACAGCAAUCUGAUGCCUGUACUUAACUAUGCAGUUUUUAAGGCAUCACUGAAAGAGUUGAUAUUCACAGUGAUCAACCUGAGACAUUCCCAGAAUGCAUACACAGCCACAGCUAUCAACAGCACCAACUUCUGCACCUCAGCAAAGGAUGCCUUUGUUAUUCUGGUGGAGAAUGCUUUGCGAGUGGCUGCCAUCAACACAGUGGGGGAUUUCAUGUUAUUCCUAGGCAAGGUGCUGAUAGUCUGCAGCACUGGCCUGGCUGGGAUUAUGCUGCUCAACUACCAGCAGGAUUACACAGUAUGGGUGCUGCCUCUGAUCAUCGUCUGCCUCUUUGCUUUCCUAGUCGCUCAUUGCUUUCUGUCCAUUUACGAAAUGGUAGUGGAUGUAUUAUUCUUGUGUUUUGCCAUUGAUACAAAAUACAAUGAUGGGAGCCCUGGCAGAGAAUUCUAUAUGGAUAAAGUGCUGAUGGAGUUUGUGGAAAACAGUAGGAAAGCAAUGAAAGAAGCUGGUAAGGGAGGCGUUGCUGAUGCCAGAGAGCUAAAACCGAUGGCUUCGGGAGCAAGUUCUGCUUGAACCUAGCCGACGGUUAUGGAACCCAUUGACAUUCCAAAACAAUAUAUACACAUAACUAUGUAUUUGUAUGUGUGGGUGUGUGUAUAUAUGUAUAUGUUUGUGUGUAUAUAUAUGUAUAUAUACACACACACACAUAAUCAGCCAAAAUCAGAGAAAAGGAACAGGGAUUUAAUACCUUUUUUAUGCUUAUUUUUGUCAAACAUGUACUCCUUUCAUACGGGUGGCUUUUACAAGGCAACUUCCGUCAUCUGAUGUUUUCAAUUGUAAUUGUCUUAAUGGAAAUGUUAAGAUUCAUAUCUGAUUAACAUUUUUAAUAACUUAAAGAUUUUAACUUUAGUUGUUUAAAUUAGGUAAAAUUAUUGUACCAAAUUCUCUGUCUAAAGUUUAUUCAGGGGUGAUUUCCCUGUUGUGUGUAUAGAAUCAAGAUCUUAUUUUAUGGAUGCAUAAGUCCUAGUGGAUCAAGACUAGGCAUAUGCUCUCAGAUAAAUAAGGAAUUACUCCAGUCAAUUUCCCCCAAUCAAAGAAGCCAUGUCAUUUUACUUUUAGAAACAUACAAGUGGGCCCGAUGUGGGGAUUUUCGUAAGAGCUCAUACAUUUGUCAGCCAACAUUAUAAAGUAACCAACUCCUCAGGUAUUUGUAGUUUACCCUAAAGCUUCUAUAAAAGAAAGUAGGUAAAAAAGAAAAGGGUAGAUAAUCUUUCUUAUGCAAACUUUUUUCUUAUAUUCUGUGUGUGUGCGUGUGUGUUUUUUUUCCUUUUUGACUUUAGUAGCAUCUACCACACAUUUGUGUGCCUGAUUUGAAAGGAAGCUGGGGUACCCAGCAAGUUUAGCCUUUAAGUUUCUCUGUAUUGAUUUGCUGAUUAAGUAAUGCUGGGAGGAAUAAAAAAGGGACAGAAACAUGGAACAUAAAGCUUUGAUGAUUAAUUUUGGUGCUUGGGCUUCUGCUUCAGAGGAACGUCAGUGGCUUAAGGUUAAAUGGCCAUUUUAUUCAAAUGCUUGCUAUAAAAUCUGAAAACACACUGGCAGGUGCUCCUCUCCUUGGCAAUUCAUUGAAUAUCCAGAGUUCUACAAUAUUCAACUGAAGAAUUGGUUAAUGUUUUGAUCCUGAAGUGUGAACAUUCUUUUUGUUUGGGGGUGGGUUUGGGGCUUUUUGGGUUUUUUUUAUUCCUGAAGCUUACCAGAUAUGAAUGGCUAAUAUUCCAUUGUUCUGCUUAUUGUAAUGGUGAAUGCUUUAAGAAAAAAAGUGUAAUUUGCUAAGAAUAAUUCAUGAUCUGUUUAUGCGAUAACUCCUUUUUGUUACAAUUUUUUUAAAAAAAGCUAUUUUUGUUAAUGUAAAGUAAAUAUUUCAGAGCAGAUUUUUUAAACUUAUUGCACUAAAUACAGGCUCUGUACAAAAAAAAAAAAAAAAAAAAAAAGCCUCAGCAUUUUAUCAUUCCAUGGGAGGAGAAUCUUUUGAAAGAAAGCAUUGCCUCCUACCAGAAUUGACAGUGAAUUAGACCGGUAUUAUGGAAAUGCAUACAAUUAAUGUCACUAGGGCUUAAUAAGCAGCUGUUUGCUAAUGUGCUUCCUUUCAAAGGGUUGGACCUUUAUAUUGCUGCAAAAGGUAAAUUGUAUUUUUUUUUAAGUAUCAGUAUCGGUGUUCUUUAGCUAGGCUAAAAUUUGCUUAAUGCCUUGGUUUCUUUUCAAAGCUCAUGUAAUAUUUCUGAUUUUUCAGAAUAUUUGCAAUAAGAGUCUGGAUUUUUUAAAAAACACAAUUAAGAGCUCAUGUUAUAGCAAGAUCUAGGAAACCAACAUUGUGAAAGUUUGAAACAAUAAUUCUCCAGAAGUUAACAUCUAACAUCUAGUGUAGCCAAACAGUAUCACUGUACUCUUUUAUAUCAUUUGGAAUGGGAUAAAUAUAAUUAUGUAACUAACAAUUGUCCAAAUAGGUGAGAGAGCAAAUCAUGUAAGACAAUUCUGAAUACUAUCUAUUUCAUGGCCACACAGAUUUUGGACAUUCAGAAACAUUAAGAACUAAAUUUAGAAUUGGCAAAAGUCUGGAAGAUGGGUAUCAAAACAGAAGACAUUCCAGGAGCUAGCCAUUUUAGGAGGUGUCCCUCCAAAGUGACCUGAUGGAAAUCUUGAACUUGGAAAUUAGGUUCUACUCACUUGGACAUCUCUGCAUCAUGGACUCUUGCUGCUCCCUGUUCCAUAUGCUCGCAAUCUCAGCUAUUUGGAAGUCACCAGGAAUGCUUUCUAAUUAUCAUUUGCAACUAGAACUGUAAUUGGAAAGAAAUUUUGUAUUUUUGUAUAACUUGAUUGUGUGCCAUUUUAUAUAACAGGUCCUGUUUUACAAAUAAAUUUUGUUUUACUAACAUUGUGUUUAGAAAUUAUGCUCUAUGUGUAACCAUGUCAUUUGAGUUCAGAUUAAUUGCCACGCUGUUUUUCCCUAAGUAAAUUUGUGUGCCAUGUAGAUAUAUGCAAACAUGCAUAUAUAUUACACAGGCAUACACAAGAAGUUAUAUGAUAUAUGGAGUAUCACUCUCAUAUGAGCUUCAUUCCUUGAUUAAUUUGAUAAAGCUUCACAGAGGCUUUUUAGCAACCUUUAAUUGUUUUGAGAUUAUGUUUGGAUGUUCCUGCUGCCUCUUUCACUCAUUGCAAGUCAUUCUUCAGCUAGCUACGGGCUGCCUUAUUGCUAUUCACUCGCUGCUUCCAUCUUCUGCCCAAGUGAGAAGAAUAGAUGAAGAACAAAAAUUAUCUGUGAAAUGUGGAUACCUGAAUAAUUUUAUAAACCAUUGAUUCUA